UUACAUGUCAUGUUUGGAUUAAACUUGCAUGGUUCCUCUAUUUUUUCUAUAUUAACUUUAAUUGUUUUUAAAUAAUUCCAAAAAAUCAUACCAGAACCAAAAUUCCAUUUCAAACACAAACAAAUCUACAAAGCUUGUCUGUCAUAUAAGGGGCGCUACUUAUAAGCGUCUACUUAUCAAUAAGGAGACUUAACUUAUUCAUCUGAAGUCUCUCUCUGUCUACAAAGAAACUACUAUCUGCCAACUUUCCUCAUUCUUUUGCACAGUACUGCAGACCUUUUCCAGAGGUUUAUAGAUAGGUAGGUUUUGAAAGGAAGAAAGAACUCAGUUAGACUAUGUCUCUCAGUAAAGACCUUAUAUUCUUGAUACUGCAGUUCUGCAAUGAAGAGAACCUUACGAAAACUGCUCACAUGUUAGGGCAGGAGACAGGGUUGUUCUUUGACAUAGAACAUUUUGAAGCUCUGGUGCUCAGUGGCAAUUGGGAUGAGACUGAGAAUUACAUUUCAAGUUUCACUGGUGUCAAUGACAACAAAUAUUCUUUAAAAAUGUAUUUCGAGAUAAGGAAACAAAAGUUCCUUGAGACACUCGACAGGCAAGAUCAUAGAACUGCUCUAGACAUCCUAUGGAAAGAUCUUAAAGUGUUUGCCGAGUCAAAUGAAGAGCUUUAUAGAGAGAUGGCUCAGCUUCUUACAUUGGAUGACUUCAGAGAAUAUGCUCCUCUUGCUCUUUAUGGAGACAUAAUAUGUGCUAGGAAACGCAUGAUGAAGGAACUUAAGGUUGUCAUUGAAUCAAGCCCCCAGUUUCAGGGGAGAGUCAAAUUUCCAGAAUUAGACAAAGCAAGAUUGCGCCGUCUAAUUAAUCAAAGGUACUUGAACUGGCAGCAUAUUCAGUGUGAAAAUCCUCAGCCAGAACCAGAGAUCAAAACACUCUUCAGAGAUCAUAAGUGUCCCAAACCUGAAGAUCAAUCGGUUAAGCUUUCUGAGCAAAGGCCAAGGCCUAGCAAAACCAUACCGGUUGCAAAACUAGCUUUUCCACAAAUGUUCUCUAAUUCUUCCAUUGUAACGGAUGACAUGGGUUCUGCUACGACUUCGAAGGCCGUUCAGGAUUCUGGUAAUUUAUAUGAUGUAAGCUCUCGAGGGGAUAUGAAUAAGAAGGUGUUAUCCACAACUGUUGCUGGGCAAAAUCAGGAUGCAUCGUCUGACCUCUCUGAUGACUUUCCCAAUGUCGUUGCACGUGUUUUAAACAUCGACCAUUCUCCAACCACAAUGGAUUUUCACCCUAUUCAACAGACUCUUCUGCUAGUUGGAGACAGUUUUGGAGGCAUAGAGCUGUGGAAUGUUAGUUCAAGAAACUGUAUGAUCUGGAAAGUAAAAGCUGCUUCAUAUGCAUUUCUGGAAAGUAUAACCGAAGAUCUGCAUAUCUCAGUCAAUCGAAUCCUAUGGAGUUCUGAUGGCUGUUUCUUUGGGGUUGCAUACUCCAAAAGCAUUGUUCAACUAUAUUAUUAUCAUAAUAAUAACAACCAUGCUGAAAAAUAUCUGGAGUUUGAGGCCCAUUCUGGCAGUGUAAAUGAUCUUGCAUUUUCUAAGCCAGAUAACCAACUAUUUGUCAUUACCUGUGGUGAGGACAAGUUGGUCAAGGUCUGGAGUACCGUAACUGGUGCUAUCCAAUAUACUUUUGAAGGUCAUGGAGCCCCUGUUUACUCUCUGUGCGCUCAUCAGAAGGAAGAUAUUCAUUUUAUAUUUUCAACAUCAACUAAUGGUGAAAUAAAAGCGUGGUUAUUUGAAAACUCGGGACGACCAAGGGUUUCUUAUGAGGCUCCUGGUCAUUGUUGCAUGAGAAUGCUUUACAGUGCUGAUGGUAAAAGGCUUUUUUCAUGUGGGACUAAUAAAGACGGAGACUCGCAUAUAGUGGAAUGGGAUGAAACUGAAGGUUACAUAGCAAGGACCUACCUCGGACUUAGCAGAUUUUCUUUAGGUGUUGUGCAAUUUGACAUCAGCAGCAAUAAGUAUGUGGCUGCUGGAGAUUCCCAUGUAAUCAAAGUUUGGAAUGUAAAUGAUCCUCAACUUUUGACAGCUGUCGAUAUUGGUGGAGACCUACCUGCAAGUCCAUAUAUUCGAUUCAGCAAGCAAGGCUCUCUAUUGGCUGUCUUUGUGGACCAUAGCAGGAUCAAAAUCUUGGCAAAUUAUUGUGGCUGCUUUUUGCUUCAAGCUUCAUUGGAUGCCUCUAGAUAUCUAUCAGAUUCUAUCAGAAAGCUUGCAAGCUAUUCCCUUGGUGGUCCUUCUAAUACUAGCUCAACUGAUCGCAUUGUCCCUCAAGAAAAGACAGUAGAUAACCUGGCAAGUAUGCAGCCUCACAAGAUAUUAGGGAAUCAGAGUAUCACUAAGGUCAUCCAAGUUUCACAAUGUCAAUCUUUGAGGCUCCCUUCAGACGUGAGGAAAUAUAGGGUGUGGAGGUUGAUGUAUACUCAUGCAGGAAAUACGCUUUUGGCCUUAGUCGCAGAUGGUAUUCAUCUACUCUGGAAAUGGUCGAAGAGUGGUUCUAAUUUGACUGGCCAGGCAACAACAAAAUGCACUCCUCAACUAUGGCAACCACGAAGUGGGGUGUUGUUGACCAACAGUCUGCCCAGAAGUGAUGCAGGAGCAAUUUCACCUUGCGUAGCAUUAACCAAGAAUGACUCUUAUGCAAUUUCGGCAUCCGGAGGAGCGGUUUCUAUAUUCAAUAUUACCAUGUUUAAGAAAAUGAAAAGUAUGAUGCCUCCUAUACCUGCAGCAACAUGUAUUACUUGUCACCCGUCUGAUAACAAUGUGAUUGCUAUAGGGAUGGAUGACUCGACAAUCAAUGUCUACAGUGUCCGAUUGGAUAUGGUCACAAACAUGCUUAAGGGACAUUCUAAAAGGAUUACCGGACUUUCCUUCUCUAACAUACGGAAUGUGCUUGUUUCUUCAGGAGCAGACUCUCAGAUAGUGGCGUGGGAUUCAACAAAUUGGGAGAGGAAGCGAAGUACAAUGUUGCAGAUCUCUCCUGACUGGUUACCAACAGAACUAUCAGAGACCUUCAUCCAAUUUCACCGAGAUGAGAAACACUUCCUUGUCGUACAUGAGACUCAAAUUGCAAUCUAUGAAACAACAAAAUUAGAAUGUGUAAAGCAGUGGAUCAUCAAAAACUUAUGUGCGCGAAUUUCGCACGCGACAUUCUCGUGUGAUAAUCAGUGGAUUUAUGUCGUUAUGAAAGAUGGGGUCGUUUUGAUACUCUCUGCUUCAGAUCUCUCUCCCAAAUAUGAGAUAGAUCCUUCUACUUUCCUCCCUUCUGAUUUCAGUUCUUAUGUGUUCCCUUUGGUGGUUGCUGCUCAUCCUAAAAAUCCGAACCAGUUUGCUUUGGGUUUAAACGAUGGUGGAGUAGUCGUUGUUGAACCUCCAGAAUCUGAUGGUAGAUGGCUCACGCCACCUCAAGACGAUGACAAUAAUGACUAUACCAAGUAAUAUAGCAGUUAAUUCUAGAUUCAUUUUAAGUAUUCUUUAAAGUUUGUGGUUGAAUAUAGGGAAACAUUCAUGCAUCGUUAGGUCAUUCAUUUGAAGAACUGUAAUCACAUUGAGCAGGCUCGCUAUAGGCAAAAUAUCUCAGUGUUUUUCCUUACAGCCUAUAAGUGGAAAAUUAUUUAUUGUACUUAUAUAUUAGUGUCAUUGUUUAUGUCGCAUGAAA
Molecule: messenger RNA, 3699 nt
Organism: Lycium barbarum (goji berry)
Lineage: Eukaryota; Viridiplantae; Streptophyta; Magnoliopsida; Solanales; Solanaceae
Product: topless-related protein 1-like
Exons: 26
Coding region: 336-3479 (1047 amino acids)
Biological process (GO): regulation of DNA-templated transcription
Molecular function (GO): protein binding
Source: RefSeq, a predicted model, not a curated record